AACAUGCUAAGCCCUAAUGGCCACUUAGUUUUUAUCACAUACGCUUAAUGCAUAUGAAUCUAUAGUAUACACAUAUUUACGUAUAUGUAUAGUAUAUAGAUGAUGUGUUGUCAUGCUUUAUAAUUCUGAAGUUCCAAUUCCCGCACCAUCAAUGAUUGUGGAAGAAUGUAUUACAUACAUACAUAUGUAUGUACAUAUAUGGAUAUGUGUUACAAAUGUUAGGAAAUAGCUGCGUAUGCAUUUGUGGACAACACCAUUGUAUUUUUUAUUUAUUACCAAAGCAGCACUAUGUACUACAAAAACAGCUGAUUGCUGCAAUUCUUAUUUUCCUUUCACUUCUCAGCUGACUACGGCCACGGUAGUUAAAAGCGUCUGUUAUCAGUAAAUAACUCAAAUGUUAUCAGUGUAUUGACCUUAACUAGUUUCUAAUUGAUAGUGCAAUGAUUAGCGAUGAAUGUGUACAUAAGAUAGAACUAGAUAAUCUAGAGAACGGCGAAAUUAUAAAGCACACGGUACUAUUAAUCAAGGGGCACAUUCGUCAGCAGCGGCAGGCCAAAAAGUGUACAGAGCAACAAAUUUUAUUACGAGUUAGGCACGACGCUAGCGUUCUAGACGCAACUUGGGAGUUGCAGAUGCGGUCAAAAAUUUCCAGAACCGGUCAGUUCAAACUACUCUGUGAUUUCGGUCAGCAUGAACUCGAGACAGUCUACACACAAAUACCACUCAUAUUAAAUUUUAGCUACUGCAAUAUUGUGUAUCAAUGCAAGAUCCUGUAUGAAUCUAUUUCUUACAGCAAAAACAAUUAUCGCCUGCAAGCAUUGUACAUCACAUGUGUAAAUCAGAAGCCUUUGGUGGCGGAGCAAGUGCAUGAAAAUUGUGAAAAAAUCAAUUUGAAUCUACGUUUGGUGCAGUCUGUAUAUGCCGAACAGUUGCGGUCUGCUGGUUACGGUAGAAUAACUUUUAUAUUGAACAGCGAUUGUAAAGUAUUUGAAUCCCGCUUAACAUGUGAAGAAGCUUGGGAGCAGUCUGAAGAAAGUUUGUGGCAAAAUUUUGCAAAAGAAAUACUUAACUCGUCAACUUGGGGUAGUGAGAAUAAAUUGAAGUUUGUGGCAUUCAUUGGUUGUACAAUAUAUGAUGGUGCAGCCGUAGCAGCCACAGGAGAUUUUUCUUACUCAAAUAUACGUAAACAUUUGAAGGGUCACGCAGCAUUAGGUGGUGGUGGUCUAGCGCUUUUUGGCGCGGCCUAUUUAUAUGCAUGGCCAAAGUGCUUUAACGAAAUCAACGCAUGUUUUGGCAGCAACAAGUUGGUUGAUCUGACACAAUUACCAGACGAUAGCAACUAUCGGCGUACAUAUGGCGGUGUUUAUGCAACUACUUUAGGUGCUGUAGUGCAUGAAAUUGGACACACCUUUGACUUGGGUCAUACUAAAGAUGGUGUGAUGGGCAAUGGUUUCGAUUAUAUUAAUCGCGUUUUUACGAUAGACAAUUUGACCGAGCAUCUGCCGGAAAGAGUCAUAGAGCGGCCGCUGCCAGAAUUGCGUACUGAAAUCACUGCGCGCCCACGUUUCACACAACUCAAACGUGCCACAAGCACUUUUUUGGAAAAGUAUCACGAACAAAAGACAAAUGACGCAUUUUAUUUUACGCGAAAUUGUGCAAUUAUUUUAGCAUAUAAUAAAUGGUUUGGAAAUUCAAACGGCUAUGAUGCUGAUAAGAAUACAGAUGAUGCUCUCAUAACCUAUGAUGCCGGUAAUAACUGUGUGAUUACUGAAGGACACGAGAAUCCACUCUGUCUGAUGGAGGUGCGUAGUAUUGAUAACAGUUUAGUGAAAUACUGGUAUGAACCGCAGUCAAACAAAGAGUGUAGCCAAAUUUAUAAGUUCUAUUUGCCAAAGGAAGCACUCAAAGCACUCGGAGAGAAUCAUUAUUUGUUUGUGUUAACACGGUCGGGCACAACAAAGCGGUUGUGUGAGCAUUAAAAUUGUUUUAUACAAUAUUAAAUGUGUUUAAGUGUGCACUGUGUCAAAAAUAAAUUAAUCUAAAACUGAACUCAAAUGGAUUGAAGGAAUUUAGUAUUUAUUUACAUCGAAAAAAAGUUUUUUGAUUAAAAAAUAUAUAUGUACCAUAUAUGUGUGUAUGUACAUACAUAUUCAUUGAUGAUAAACAAUUCGGUAAUCAGAGUCACAAUAUCAACACUCACAAGCAACAAAAAAUAAAUAUAAACAAAAUAGUAAGCAGUGCUAUAAUAAGACAUACAUACAUAUGCAUAUACAAUAAUUACAACAAUAGUUGACCGAAGUGGAGCUACUCGAAAGUAACCGCAAAAGAGAGCCAACUUUCUUUGAAAACCUUGAUAAAAUAAAUAAACGAGUUAAUUGUGUAUUAGCGCUUAACAAGCAGUUUGCUAGUUGUCGCCUUGACGUCGUCAAAGUCACACUCACGCAAGUAGCUUGCGGCCGAGCCACGUUAGCAGUUUGAAAAAAAAAACGUGUUAACACGUACAAAGCGCGACUUAAUCAUUGAUAGUUUAGUAAGCUGCUAAAACAAUAAUAACGAAAGCUUAAUCAUCAGCUGACAUUGCUGCCUCUAAAAAGAAUUGGCAACAAAUUUUGAAAAAUAGAAAUUUCAAACUAUUUUAAAAAGAAACUUAACGCGUUGACUGGUCUUGAAAAUUUCCAAAGUUGAAAAGAUAUGCAAAAUAAACAAAUCUACUUGAAAUACUUGUAGAUAUACAAGUAGUAUACAAGUAUAUUAUUUGUAGUUAUGUUUGCAACACAAACAUAGCGGAUAUUCUAACUAGAACAUUUAUCAGCGUUAGUUGUUAUCACAAAAUAAAUGAUAAGAUAAAGUCGAAUCAUAUUAGGGCGAAAUCGAACCCAAAAUUGAACGUUUUGAUUUUUGCAAUUUCUGUACGUUCCCGUCUAUGUAGAAAGUUGCACGCGGUUUUCCGAAACAAGAAUAUAUUGCGCGGAUACAUGCAAAUAAUAACACAAAUACAUAUAUAUAAAGUUUAAAUUUUGAAUAACAAAAUAACCAACUAGUUAGAAACGCUGCAAGAAUGUCAACUCCACGUAUACAAUUUAAAGCAUUGAAGGGUUUCCCGCCUGCCACUGAAGAUAAAAUUGAAACAGAAGCAUUUCUGGAGUCUGCAAAAGAAAUUGUUACCGUUAUUGAAAUUAACAAAAGUCUAUAAUAUGGACAAAAUCAAAUAUGUCUACCUUGAGGAUAUGAUCAUCUUGAAUGUAAAAGUAAACAAUUUCGCUGCGGACGCGCUUUUGUGGUUGAAACGUGGCCUUCAAUUAAUUUGCAUCUUCUUCGAAAACAUCUUCUACGACGCGCAAGCGACGGAGGUGCUGAAAACACAUCUGCAGAAUGCAUACGAGCGCACACUGAAGCCUUAUCACGGUUUCAUAGUUCAAAGCACCAUAAAAAUAAUCUACAACUGGGUUCCUACACGCUCACAGCUGAUCGGUACAGGCGAGGCGCACGACGAGAAUCUGCAAGAAUUGGAGAAAUUUCUACCGACAAUGCAUAGCCACUUGAAUCGCAUCGAUGCGCUGCUAAAGCAAUACAACGUUGAUAAUGCGAAGGUGUGAGAAAUGCGCAGCGGAGACCUAUUUUUUUUAUUCUUAUAACGUUUUAUUCUAUAAACACUGAACCAGUUAAUCCAAAGAGGCUGCUGCAAUGACAACACAUGAAUUUACCACUUUUUUAGGCCAGUUUACACUAUGUUAUCAUUUAUUGGUACAUGCGUUAUUUAUCAAUUAAGCAUUUUACGUUGACAAACCAUGUAUUUUUAAUGUAUUUUAGAGCAUUUGAUAAAUAUUAGAUUAUUAUGUAAUACUAAUGAUGCAAUUUCGCUUAAAAUAUUUAUAAUUAAAAUUGAAUUGAUUAUAAGCUUUA
Bactrocera oleae (olive fruit fly) is the source of this 3903-nucleotide messenger RNA. The record is from RefSeq and is a predicted model, not a curated record. Lineage: Eukaryota; Metazoa; Arthropoda; Insecta; Diptera; Tephritidae.